Messenger RNA from Magallana angulata, 2203 nucleotides. RefSeq lists its product as uncharacterized. Gene Ontology annotation, molecular function: DNA binding. Lineage: Eukaryota; Metazoa; Mollusca; Bivalvia; Ostreida; Ostreidae. The transcript is spliced from 2 exons. The record is from RefSeq and is a predicted model, not a curated record. Bases 331 to 1857 code for a protein of 508 amino acids. Gene Ontology annotation, biological process: DNA recombination; DNA integration.
AGUAUUAUUUAGAGAACGAGACAGGUUCUCUAUGUUUGAUACAAAUUUGGGGGUGGACGAGUGCGUAGCACGAGUCUACCCCCAAAUUUGUAUCAAACAUAGAGAAACUGUCGAGUCUCUCUAAAUGAUUUGUGACACGAUUCAAUCAAAAUGAGCAACUGGCACUUCUAACUGAUCAGAAGUGUCAUGUAAAUUUCUCUUCUUCCUAAAUCGAAAAAACGGGUGCAUUCCCGGGUCAAUAAGUGUAUUUGAGUUAGAUGUUUAUUACACAAUUUCCGCAGAUCGGGUGAGACUUUGUAUCAGUUUAGAUUUGACCACAGCUAGGGUAAGAUGGACGGUAAGAUGGACAUGAGCUCUCUUGAUUUCCUAACGGACGAGGUAGACGAUAUUACCUUAUCGCAGGUAUGCGAAAGUAUAGAGACAGAGCAUCACGUGUUUGAAGGACUUCAAAAUCUUAGUUUUUGCGACGAUUCGAAUGCGGGCGAUGCAGACAGCUUUUUAAUGGACUUUGAUUGCGGGGAUAUUAUGACUUUAAUGGACUGUGACGUUCAGAAAAGCGAAAUGAAAGAAAACACUGCAUCUAGAUUUGGACCAGUCGUAAACGAUGACGAAUUAAGAAAUCUUAUUGAAGGUCAGGAAAACCGAAACACAAAAUAUAAUACAAAAUGGGCCUUGAAUGUGUUUGAAAAAUGGCGCGAGCAGAGGGAAGGGGGCGUUAUAGAACUUCACUUAAUGGAUGCUACAACCAUGAACCAUUGGCUUGAACGUUUUAUUGUUGAGGCUCGAAAGAAAGACGGAUCAGAAUACCCCCCGAAAUCACUGUACCUUAUUUUGUGUGGACUUUUGAGGCAUUUGAGACAGAGAGGUGUAUAUGAUAAAAACUUUCUUGACGAGAAAGAAACAUUUUUUAUUGGAAUGAGAAACGUUUUGGACGCAAAAAUGAAAUCGCUCAUUGAUCGGGGAGUGGGAUGUGAGAUCCGCCAAGCUGAUCCUAUAUGGCCGGAAGACGAAGAGAAAUUAUGGCAAGAGGGUGUUUUUGGUAAAGAGAACAGCGAACAGUUACAACAUACACUGUUUUUUUAUUCGUGUAAAUUGUUUGGUUUAAGGGCGUGUGAUGAACACCACAAAUUGCAGUGCGAACAAUUCUCCAUUGGAAACGAUGUUCAUGGACAGUUCAUUCAGUUUCAUGGGAGAGCAUCGAAAACUUACAAAGGCGGUUUGGGGCAGAUGAAUGUACAGACGAAGAAUUUGAAGCAUUACAGUGAGCCUGGUAAUCGGUGCUUAGCAGAGUAUUUCCGGAUCUAUCUUGAUGCUCUAGACGGCCAGGGGCCAUUCUAUCGACGUCCUCUACCUGGAACCCCCGACAGGCCAAUACGCUACGGCACACAGGUUGUGGGAAUAAAUAAAAUAAAAACUUUUAUGAAGUCUAUUGCGAAAAAAGGGGGACUACAAGGGAAUUAUACAAAUCACAGCGGCAAAAAGACGUGCGCAACACAGCUUUACGUAGGUGGAGUCCCGGAGGCCGAAAUUAUGUCCGUGACAGGGCACCGAUCACAACAAGGAGUGAGGAAAUACAUGCGAAGUAACGUUGACAUGAAAAAGAAUAUUUGCAAGAUCUUGGGUCCGCCUAUAUCAACAUCGGAGGAAUCGCUGGAACCGUCAACAACCCAGGAGUCGCUGGAACCGUCUUCAUCAUUGCAGGAGUGCAGAAAACGGUCCUUAUCUCAGGUAAAUUCGGAUAAUUCUGAAGACGACGCGAAAAGGUUUUGCCCGGAAAACCAACACAUUUUAAAGGAAUUGUCCAACACUGCUUCAGUUUUUAAUAACUGUCAGUUUUCCUUUUCGUUCGGACCUUAAUAACUCUCAGUGGAAUUAAGUGUAUGUGUUCCUGAAUGUUAAAAAUGUCUUAAUUCUCUUUGGGAAUUUUUAUUGAGAUGUCCAAGAAGGACCUCUACUCCCUUUCUUGCUAUGUUUAUUUUAAUAGUUUUGAAUAUUAUUUGCAUAUUGAUUUCUUAAAAAUUGAAAUUAAAAUUGAAUCUGUUGUACUGAUUGUUGCAUUGAUUUUUAGAUCGUUCUGUAUUUAAGAUACAGAACAGUUGGCUAAUACAGAAUGGUUUAUUCGGUAAUACAGUACAGUUUAUCACCUAAUACAGUACAGCAAAUAGCUCCGCCCCCAGUAGCCUUGUACUGUGUUGUUAAUACA